AUGGACGGUGGCAGGACCCUUCCUGUUCAAUUUCACCAUCGACGACACUACGCAAAGAAAAGUGGAUCGGCGUAUUGCCGAUAUAAUCCUAGCACCAUCAAGGUGCCCUUGACCGAUCUCGAUAACGUAUAUUCGCGGAAAUCAGCGCGAAACCUCAACAUGUUGUCGAUGUUCUAUCGAAGCUGGAUUUUACCUACGGACUACGCCUGCGCCCUGAUAAUUGUUAGCAGAGCUAGAGAUCUUGAACUGGAAUGA
Messenger RNA from Necator americanus (New World hookworm), 255 nucleotides. RefSeq lists its product as uncharacterized. The coding region runs from base 1 to 255 and encodes 84 amino acids. NCBI's taxonomy places the organism in Eukaryota, Metazoa, Nematoda, Chromadorea, Rhabditida, Ancylostomatidae. The transcript has a single exon. The record is from RefSeq and is a predicted model, not a curated record.